Molecule: messenger RNA, 834 nt
Organism: Penicillium taxi
Lineage: Eukaryota; Fungi; Ascomycota; Eurotiomycetes; Eurotiales; Aspergillaceae
Exons: 3
Coding region: 1-834 (277 amino acids)
Molecular function (GO): protein binding
Source: RefSeq, a predicted model, not a curated record
AUGAGUAGCUCUAAGCAUUCAGCACCUGCUGAAAAGCGAUCGAAAGAAUCUGAGGGAGAUGAUUCAGACAGCGAGGAGGAAUUUCACGACGCGCGCUUCCCGGCAGAGGAAGAAGCAGAGCUUCUGAAACAGUCGAAGGAAAUUAAAUUGGAAGCGAACCAACUAUUCAGCUCUGCAUGCUACGAUCAGGCAAUCUCUUGCUAUGACCGGGCUCUUGCUUCGUGCCCAAAUUACCUCGAUUACGAUGUCGCUGUUCUCCGAAGCAACAUCUCUGCUUGCUAUCUGAAAUUGGAGGAUUGGAAAGCCGCAGUUGAUUCUGCCACUCUUUCCCUUGACCGACUUGAUAAAAUUAUACCCCCAACCACUCACAAAAAUAAAGACGAGAGCGACGCGAGCCCGAACAAAGAAAAGGAUGCUGUGGUCGAGAUCUCUGGGGAUGACGAAGAGGCAGAAGAGAUCCAACUCAAACGUCUAAAGGAACAAGAUGAACAACGCAGCAAUGUCAUGCGAAUCCGGGCCAAGGCUCUUAUGCGUCGUGCCAAGGCAAAAUCACAGUUGGGAGGAUGGGCUAGCUUAUCAGGUGCGGCGGAAGACUACCAAGCUCUUUCUAAAAUGGAAAAUCUACCCAAAGAUGAUAGACGGAUUGUGCAGCGAGCCCUCCAGGACCUGCCCAGUCGGAUCGAAAAGGCACGAGAAAACGAGAUGGGGGAGAUGAUGUCGAAGAUGAAGGAUCUGGGCAAUGGCAUCUUAAAGCCCUUUGGAUUGUCUACAGAUAACUUCAACUUUGUUCAAGACCCCAAGACCGGUGGCUACUCUAUGAAUUUUCAACAAUGA